Carcharodon carcharias (great white shark) is the source of this 2282-nucleotide messenger RNA. It is a transcript of the gene tcf25, whose product is annotated as transcription factor 25 (basic helix-loop-helix). Lineage: Eukaryota; Metazoa; Chordata; Chondrichthyes; Lamniformes; Lamnidae. The coding region runs from base 100 to 2160 and encodes 686 amino acids. The record is from RefSeq and is a predicted model, not a curated record. The transcript is spliced from 18 exons. Gene Ontology annotation, cellular component: RQC complex. Gene Ontology annotation, molecular function: protein binding.
AGAGGCGGGGUUCCGGUGGGAGUGACGCAGGCGCAGUGCCGGUUCGGAGUCCGAGUACCGAAAGGGAGGGCGAUCCGGAUUUUGGGCCCAGGCGGCACCAUGUCAUCGCGGGUUCUGCGAAAACUGCGCGGGCAGCGGAUACAGGAGCCGCUCAAUCACUUGCCCGGAGAGGAGCAGGAGGACGACGAAGAGGAGGAGCGGCCGCUAGAACCCGCGCCGCGUCGAAAACAGCAGAGAAGCAAAAAAAAUAAAGCGGCAUCUGGAAACCUGUUCCAGCUGAUAAGUGAACCUGAUGCUGAGAAUGAUGAGGUGACUGAGGAAUACCCUAUAGAAGAACCAGAUGGUAUAAACCUGAGGCUCAAUGACCCUUUGACUGAGGAGAAUGAUCAAACUAAAGCAACACAGAAUGUAGAAAAUGAAGAACUAGAAAAGAAAAAUGAAGAAUUGGGAAAUGAAUUUGACAUAUUGCAGACAAAUUCAAAUAACAAGCCCAAACGGAAAAAAAAGAGAAAGAAAAACCGCAACAGUACUCCUGCUGAUACUCAGGAAGGUGCUACUGAUGACAUUGAUAGCAUUCUGCAAGAGAUUGAUGGAUCCAAUGGUUUCCAUUACCAAACACAAACUGUCAGUGCAGAAACGAGACCAUUGCUGUAUGUUGAACAUAGGAAUCUGAAUCCAGAGACUGAACUAAAGAGAUAUUUUGGGGCCCGAGCAGUUCUUGGAGAACAAAGGUCAAAGCAGCGGCAUCGUUCGUUGCACAGGAGUACGUGGCUCACAACACCAAAGGAUACUUGGCCACGGUACACUAAAACAGGGAUUUCUAUGCAGCUGCUGGAGACAAAGGGAGGAGCUCAGUAUUUUAGCUUUGAACACAAUCGUGAUUAUCAACAGGCCCAGUUCAAGUUCUUGGAUGCAUUAGAUUCUAUGGAUCCAAAUAACAUUCUGGCACUGCUCCGUGUGAACCCACAUCACAUUGACUCUCUACUGCAACUAAGUGACAUCUGUCGGAUGCAAGAGGAUCAGGAAAUGGCACGUGACUUAAUUGAAAAAGCACUAUACUGUUUUGAAAGUGCAUUUCACCCAGUGUUUAGCCUGACCAAUGGAAAUAGCCGGUUAGAUUAUCGACGAGCUGAGAACAGGUCAUUCUUCCUUGCACUCUACAAGCAUAUGAUAUUUCUAGAGAAAAGAGGCUGUCCACGCACAGCACUGGAGUUCUGUAAGCUUAUCCGCAGCCUGGACCCUGAGACAGAUCCACUAUGUGCUUUGUUGAUUAUUGAUUUUCUGGCAUUGCGAGCCCGAGAAUAUGCUUUCCUGACACGACUCCAUGAGGAAUGGGAGUUCCAUUUGAAUCUGUCUCAGCUCCCUAAUUUUGCAUUCUCCAUUCCACUGGCUUAUUACCAUCUUAGUCAACGAGAAGAUCUGUCAGAUACUGAGCGUACUCAAAAGCAGGAGCGAGCCAAGCAUCUGAUACAAAAUGCUCUCAUUGUAUUUCCAAGUGCACUAAUGCCAUUGCUGGAUUUGUGUGGUGUGCAGGCAGACCAGGCUGUGUUGUCUCACGACUUUUUUGGAUUUGAAGUACAAAUAAGGCAGCCAAGUGCACUGAAGCAAUUAGUAGCACUAUUUAUUGGAAGAAACUGGAUGCUCUGGAAAGAAGCAGGAAUCAUGUCUUGGUUGGAAGCGAAUGUGAAGGAGGUUUUAAGACGAGUAGAUGCAAAAGAUCCACUUGUACAGGAGUCUGAGAACAAGAGAAGGAUUAGAUACCAGAAUGUUCCCCGGAAUAUCUAUCGUCACAUUAUACUGUCUGAGAUAAAGGAAGCUAUUGCAACCCUUCCACCCGAAGUAACUGCUCAGCCAGUGAUGGGUUAUGAUCCACUUCCUCCACUAGACAGCAUUGUCACAUAUAGUAGGCCUGAAAGGGCAAAUCAAGCAGCAGAUGGGAGUACCUUGUCAUUGUUCUUUCGAUCUUUAUUGCCAAAUUUUAAUCUCCAGGAGGACAGGAGACCAAAUUUGGAAGGCGAGGGGGUAGAGGUCCAACAUGAAUUGAAUCAGGGAGUAAACCGACUUAUGGCUGCAAUGAGGGAUAUGUUGGCAAAUAUCCGUUUCCAGGAGCCACCACAGGAAGACUAUCAAGAUGGAGAUGGUGACGGAGACUGGGACUAAAAUUUCAUGCACUAAAUCUUCAGUGAACUUUAUCUUAUGUCUGUAAUAAUAGUGCAUUCUAUGACUGCUUACAAAGCCGCACCGCAGUGAUAUAGAAACAUUUAUUAAAAGAUGCAAUCAUA